UGUUAAAGGUGAGCUGGCUCAGAGCUCACACAAGGAGCAGCUUUCCCUCCUAUGGGUUAGAGAAUUCCCUUAAGACCGGUAACCAGAUAGAAUUUCCCCUCUGGUAGCCAAUCGGCGGGCUCUAUGACUGGGACAAAGUCCUCUUCACUGAGACAUUUAACUCUCCUGUCCUUCCCCUCCACCGCUUCUCUGGAUGGUUUAACGUUACAGCCUCGGCUAGGUUUUACCUGUCCAGGUGAAGAGCACUGUUGAAAGUGAACGCCGCUUAUGUUCCGCCAUUGACCUACAUCCUUAGAUCAUAUGAGUAUCCAGGAGGAGAGUGUAGAGCCAGAAGGCGCUACUGCGAUGGCUGAGGCAUCUGCUCCACCUCUUUCUCCAUCAGACUUUGGACUGUUGUCCCCACCUCCUGACCUCUGUGAGGCAUGUGGCCACAGUCACCAGCUGGAGGAGAACCACGAAUAUCUCUACAAAGAUGAGGUGGAUGACGACCUCAUCUGCCAUAUCUGCCUGCAGCCACUCAUCAGGCCGCUGGACACACCAUGUGGCCAUACCUACUGCCAGGAGUGUCUCACCAGUUUUCUGCUGGAGAGUGACUUCUGCCCUGUGUGCCGUGCACCCCUCAUGCUGCAGAGCUGCAGGAAGCCCAGCCUGCUGGUGCACAAGCUGCUGGAUAAGCUGACCGUGGCUUGCCCUUUCACUGACCAUUGCACUGAAGUACUGGCCCGUGGUGACAUGGCCGACCACAUCAAGAGCAGGUGUAAAGGGGCCUCCCACUAUGGGCUCUCCGCAGACAGGAAGCGACGCUCGCAGGAAGGCGAAUGCACUGACAGCACAUCAGAGCUCACCAUUGCUACACUACCUAAUGAUGGGCCGACCUCCGCUGCUGUGGCGCUCCUGUCAGAUGAGCAAGGUCUGGUCAACCCCGCUUUUGACCCCAGCAUGGAGGACAACAGCCAGUCAGGCAGCACAACCAGCCUGGCCGCCCGCAGCAGCUCAAAGAAGAGUGAGUUUCGAAAUUUUGACCGCUCCUCAGUGAGGAGUCGUUCCUUCAGGAGGUUGAACCGGGCAUUCAGUGUCCUACGAAGAACCAAGAGUGGCAACGCAGUGAGCAAUGAAACAUCUGAGGAGCGGGACAAUGUCAGGAACUCCACUAUUCCACAGGAAGUGCUGGCUCUUCCUCAGCUCCAUCACCUGAUCCCUGAUGGUGAGCUUACCAGUAUUAAGAUCACACGGGUGGAUCCCUCAGAACCUCUGGCCAUCAGCGUUGUCGGGGGCAACGAGACCCCCUUGGUUCGCAUCCUCAUCCAGGAUAUCUACAGAGAGGGUGUCAUUGCACGGGAUGGACGCUUACUUCCUGGGGACAUGAUUCUGAAGGUAAAUGGCAUUGACAUCAGCAAUGUACCCCACUGCUAUGCUGUGGCAACCCUCAAACAGCCCUGUCAACUCCUCCGACUCACCGUGCUCAGAGAACAGCGCCAUCGCUACCGCUCGCAUAGCCACCAACAUGGCCAUGGACACAGCCAUGACGGUGCCGGGGGCCACCCCUCUCACGUUCUACCACACCUUCCCUUGAGGGAUGACAGCAUCCACGUGGUCCUGAGUAAGAGCACUCCAGACGAACAGCUUGGCAUUAAGCUCGUGAGGCGGCCAGAGGAGCACGGAGUGUUUGUCUUUCACCUGUUGGAGGGCGGCCUGGCUGCACGUGACGGACAGCUGUGUGUGGGUGACCGUGUGCUCGCCAUCAAUGGGCACGAUCUACGUUAUGGGGCACCAGAACACGCUGCUCUGCUUAUUCAGGCAAGUGAGGAGGGUGUCCACUUCAUAGUGUCUCGUCAGAUCUGCCUACCAACCCCAGACAUCUUACAAGAAGCUCCGUGGGGCAUGGAUGGUCCCCCACCAUACUCUCCCGUGGAUAUAGAACAAACACUACUGGACUCGUGUCAGAAGCCCGCAUGCUAUGAGAAGACAGUUACUUUGACUAAGGAACCGUACGACUCUCUCGGUAUGACGGUGGCCGGGGGCAUGUCCAGCCGAGGGUGGGAUCUCCCCAUCUAUGUCACAAACGUGGACCCUGAUGGUGUGGUGGGGCAGGAAGGCUCUAUCCGCAAAGGUGACAUCUUGCUAAAUGUGAACGGGGUGGAUUUGACGGGGGUGACACGAGGCGAGGCUGUGGCCAACUUGAAAAACACCACCUCUCCUGUUGUGCUCAAGGUCUUGGAAAUGCGUCCCCCUGAAGAAAGCCUGCAAGAGUGCCCGCUGCCGCCUUGUCUCACCCCCUCACCCACAGAUAGCACCAAGAGUCCGCUUCCUAAUGAUGACUACUCCCCACAGUGGGUGUCAUGGCUGCAGUUACCCAGGCAUCUCUACUGCUGCAAAGACAUCGUCCUGCGGCGGAGCACGUCAGGCAGCCUGGGCUUUAGCAUCGUGGGAGGUCAGGAGGAGGUCAACUGCAAUCAAUCCUUUUUUAUCCGCUCUAUCGUGGAGGGGACACCAGCCUACAAUGAUGGCAGGAUAAGGUGCGGCGACAUCUUACUCGAGGUGAAUGGGAAGAGCACAUGGGGCAUGACCCACACUGCGCUGGUGCGUCUCCUGAAGGAGCUGCGAGGAAGAAUUACCCUGACCAUCGUCUCCUGGCCAGGCAGCCUGCUGUAGUGCAGCAAGUGCAGUGCACCAAGCCAAACACAUUGCUGCUUCAGCAGCACGGACCAAGGAAUGUGGAACUUAAGACUGGUUGACGUUUCUUAAGCUUGCAGCGUGGGAGAAGCUUAGAAUAGUACUGUAGCUGUAUGGAUUCCUCACUUCUGAUAGACAGCUGAGACAUUGCCAGGAGUCGGAAGAGGGACACACAAAAAGACUGGAGUGUAACCAGAGGUUAACUUGCCCCUCUGAGAAUGCCAAACCAGGGAAAUCCAGGCCUGAUCGGCUGCCUUUAACCAGGAGGAUUGUGUUAUCUGUUUAGGAGAUGUGGUCAUUCUCUGAAACAGUGUGGAGUGGGUGGAUCACGAGGACGCACUACAUGUUGCCAAUUCCAGUAGUUAUAUAUUAGGGUAUGCGUUAAGUUGGACUCACAUUUCUUUAAUGUAAAUGUUGGGUGUCUAAAAAAAAGUACUGAUCCAAGCACUUGUAAUACAUUUCUUUUGUUUGUUUGUGGUAUGGCCUUUUAAAUAUAGGCUCCAUUCUGUUUGUACUGACAGUGGUUGUCAUCUUCAUGUGUUGACCUAACGACACGUUGCCAAGUAGUAGUCUGUGUUGAGGUUUUUUCUUUUCUUUCAAAAGCUAUGGCUAAAUGAUCAAACCACUGGCAAGGAAAAUAUAUUUAAAAAAUAUAUAUAUAUAUAUAUAUAAAUAUGGAUCAAUGUGCUCAUAACAAGUUAAAAAAAAUAAUGACAUUGUGGAGGCCUUACUAAUUUUCUUACUUUGAAGAAAAACAAAUAAAAGCUGACUUGGUUUCUGUGUAUCAGUGGAUGGUCUGGGGGCCGUCUACUGUGGUUGUGUCUGUCACACUUUGGCCUGUGUAAUAUAUCUGAUGGUAUAUUUGGUUAAAUGAUCAAUAAAGUCAUUUAAAAAGA
Molecule: messenger RNA, 3569 nt
Organism: Solea senegalensis (Senegalese sole)
Lineage: Eukaryota; Metazoa; Chordata; Actinopteri; Pleuronectiformes; Soleidae
Gene: lnx1
Product: ligand of numb-protein X 1
Exons: 11
Coding region: 301-2652 (783 amino acids)
Biological process (GO): ubiquitin-dependent protein catabolic process
Cellular component (GO): cytoplasm
Molecular function (GO): ubiquitin-protein transferase activity; protein binding
Source: RefSeq, a predicted model, not a curated record